Petromyzon marinus (sea lamprey) is the source of this 4179-nucleotide messenger RNA. Its product is annotated as sialoadhesin-like. NCBI's taxonomy places the organism in Eukaryota, Metazoa, Chordata, Hyperoartia, Petromyzontiformes, Petromyzontidae. Gene Ontology annotation, molecular function: sialic acid binding. The record is from RefSeq and is a predicted model, not a curated record. Gene Ontology annotation, cellular component: plasma membrane. Gene Ontology annotation, biological process: cell adhesion.
GAGACGCGCAGAGGGGAGAUUUUUCGGAUAUAAACAGCAACACGACACACACAAUUCAGCUCGACAAUUCAGCUCGACAUCCCAGCUACCAGCAGAAGAAGACGGCCACCAUCAGUUCGACAAGAAGACACACAGCAGCUCAGAAGAGGACAGCAAGCCAGCUCCGAGGCAUGGCCUCGAGAUCAACAAUGCGUGUGGUGCAUCGCAGAGAAGAGGGGUGAGGUGAUGCUCUGUGCUGAGUUCAGCAUUGACUGACAGAGUAUCGCUGAAAAGUUAUUCUCAGCGUCAAGCAAUCAACCAGAGAGAGAGAGACGGAGCAAGAGUGAGCGCACAGCAGCGCUACCAGCGUCACUGAGCAAGGGUGUCAGCAGCCAGCGGACAAGCGGUGUGUCCUGAUUCGGCUCAUCCAGCAGGGGAAAGAGCCUGACCAGCCACCCGUGAGCAAGAGUGUCAGCGGACCAGCGGCGAGCGCGUUCGAGCAUCUUCAAGGAGAGGUCGCGUGCGGCGCAGCUCCUCCACCAGUGGAAGGAGCCUGCUGCUGCCAGCGGGCCAGCGCACGAGCGACCGAGCAUCUCCAGGACGGGCAUCGUGCCGACGCAGCUCAUCAUCCAACGGCGGAGAGAACCGUCAGCCAACAUCAGACACCGAGCGAUAGAGGGAACCAGCCAUCGUUUAUAUACCCCUCCCCCACCCUCACACAAUAAUUUACCAAAGAGACAAUCCCACGCACCCACACACUAAGACUAAUUAUAAAGUGCAUGAACCUUCAGCUGGACGUGAAGGCAUCACAGCUCAUCGAGUGAUAAGAAUACGUCGUUUAUAGAUUGUCAACACUGACUCAACAAUGCAUUCUAAAAUCCAAGAUUUGGCAGUCAGAAGCUGGAUUAUUGUCUCAUGUUUCUUCAUCUCAUUGCACAGCUCACAAGCUGAAAGUGAAUGGGGAGUGACGUACGGACAGGAGGUCAUUGCCUCUCCUGGAAGCAGCGUGAUUCUUCCCUGUACGUUCAAGUACCCUGAAAAAGGAAAACUAAUUUCUGGUCCAGUUUGGAUGAAAGACUCAGACUAUUCAAUUAGUAACAUUGUGUACAGUACAAAAGCAGAUGAAAUUGUGGAGGAAUAUAGAGGAAGGACAUCCCUGGUUGGGGAUUUGGAUGCAAAUAACUGUUCUCUUAAAAUCAUCCAUGCAGAAAAAUCUGAUGGGCGUAAAUACUUCUUUCGUUUUAUGACUCAUGAUAGUUAUACUGGAAUAGCAGGCAUCGAACUUAAAGUGCAAGAUGAAAGUGAAUGGGGAGUGAUGUAUGGACAGGAGGUCAAGACCUGGCCUGGAGGCAGCGCGAUUCUUCCGUGUUCAUUCAAGUACAUUGAUGAAGGAAAACGGGUUACUUGGGCAGGUUGGAUGAAAAACAAAAACUUUCCAUAUGAUACCAUUGUGUACAGCACAUCAGGGGAAGUGAUGCAGGAAUAUAGCGGAAGGACAUCCCUGGUUGGGGAUUUGUAUGCAAGGGACUGUUCUCUUAAAAUAAUUAAUACAUCAAAAGAUGAUGGUAGUAGAUACUUCUUUCGGUUCACGACGAAAAGUCAUUGGACUGGCAACGUUGGAAUUCAACUGACAGUGCAUGAUGCGUAUUCACCUCGGAACACCAAAAUAGAUUUUCAGCCUGACCGAGUGAAAAGGGGCAUGAAUGUGAUUGUGAAAUGCGUUACUGACAGCUGGCCCCCAGCACACGACUACAAGUGGAGCAAACAAAUGCCUUCUGGGGAUAUAAAGCCACUGGAAAUAUUUGGAGAAAAGACAGAACUGCAGCAAGUGCAGGUGGGAGAUGCUGGUGAUUACCAAUGCCAAUCAACAAACGUAGAAGGGAGUGGAAGUGCGACAAGAACCCUUCUUGUUUAUUCGGUACCAAACGGUGUGCAGGCUCAGCAAGAUGUGCCGGCAUUGGUGAUCGGGCAGCCGGCCUCCCUGAGCUGUAGUGUAGCGAACGUGUACCCCAGGGGCUCGAUAAACAUCAGCUGGUGCAAGGAUCUCGUCACUGAAGUCACAACGGUUGAAAUGGCGCUUCCAGAUGGAACUUUCAAUAUAACAAGCAGGUUUAACCUCAUGCCAUCAGUCAACCACGAUGGGAAGAAGUGUUUUUGCUCUGUCCAGGGCGAUUUUCUGCAGUCAACACUCGAGGACUCCAUUGUGUUGAAAGUUAAAACGGUACCAGACAGUGUGCUCGCACAGCAAAAUGUACCAGUACUGAUGAUUGGACAGCCGGCUACUCUGAGCUGCAGUGUGGCGAGCGUGUACCCCAGAGACUUGAUAAACAUCACCUGGUGCAAGGAUGUCAUCACUGGAGAGGAUCACGAGAAUAAAACAGAACUUCCAGAUGGAACUUUCCAUGUCACAAGCACGUUCAACUUCACACCAUCAGCAGACCACUAUGGGAAGAUGUGUGGCUGCGUGGUACACGGUAUAAACCUGCCAUCAUUGCUCCAGGGUGUCAUUGUGUUGCAGUUUGAAAGUACUCUUGAAUGGAAAUACAUUAUAUACGGAACAGCAUGCUUCUUAGCCUUAAUGUUUGUGCUCGUGUUUAUUAUUUUAAAGAAAAGAAACGCAAGGACAUCCACUCGGAAUGAAGAGGCGGAAGACAACAUUUACUGGGAUGUGGUUUUUCAGGGUUCUAAAACUUGAACCCAGUAUUCAGACACGGGCAUGAGAAGAGGGGGCAAGGAGUCUAUAUACUAUGUACCAUUUUUAUCAGCUAAAGCCGACUGUAUAGUUCUUUCUCAGAAGCGACCUGGUCACAAAUGAUAGUUCAAGUGGCUUAUCAUCACGUCUAAAUAGCAGCCAAAUACUCUAAACGUGUGAUGUUGAUUCACAAUAUGUAGGGUAAAACCGGAAACCCCGGAGAAAAAUCCACGCGACCACGGAGACACGCAAAGCUCCAAAUUUACAACAGGCGUCAGGGUCGAACCCAUAACCUGCUGUAUACCAGGCGAGGCAGAUAACAUCACCCCAGCGCAGCCUCCUGUCCUACUGACGGGAUGACAAAGCCAUACCGAGGGUCAUCUGCCUUGGAGGCUCAGCCCUUCCACUUGGCAGCCCUUUAUAAACAUCCACUGGCAAUUGGACAUGAGGACCUCCUUGGCUAUUUGCCUCUUCAGCUGCCUGCAUGCACAUUUUUUUCCCUUCAAAACAAAUUCCAACCGUGCAACUUACGAAAACCAUUAAUUACCUUCGAUGUUUAUAUAUUCUACAAUAUAUCAUAGUAUUGCCAUGGCGCAGUAACCCUAGUAGCUAUGGCAUGCAAGAAGAAUAUGCGUUGAUGCCUCAGUAUUGAUGCAAAUCCUCAGGAAUUCAUACUCUUUGGUUAUUUCGAUAAAGUCACGUAGGUAGAAAAAUAAAACAAAUAAUAUAUCACGUAUCGAUCGCUUAUGUUGCGAUCGAAACGUCGUGAUAUAUUAUUUUUUGUUUCAUUUUCUAGCUACGUGACUUUACCGAAAGAACCAAAGAGUAUGGAUUCCUGCAGAAUUGAUGCACAUGUGCAUUCAUACAUCCACCAACACAACCAUCCACGUGUAAAUUUUGAUUUAAAGCUUUCGUGACUGCAGGGAUUCAUAUUCUUGGUUAUUUCGGUAUUGUUUCCCUUCUAUGUGACUUUACCGAAAGAACCAAGAACAUCCACAUGUAGUCAUACAUUCAUAUAUACAUGAAUACAUUCAUCCGAUGUAUAUGCAGACAUGCAUUCUAACGUGUUCUUAUGCGUAUGUAUUCAUACUUGCAUGCAUUACAAUAUUAAUUUAUACGCACAUUCCGACAUGCAUGUAUGUUUAACUUCUUUCGCACCAUUUAUGCGUUCAUACAUUUAUCCAAAUAUACAUGCAAUCAUAAAAAGCAAACACAUGCAACCUCGCAUAUGCGCUUGGUAGAGGUGUUGCAUUGAUUUGGACUGAUUUAUUAUAAGCAGUAAGCCAUUAAACACUUUUUUUAAAUAUAAUUGCUUAACAGUUCUGUGAGCCAACUUCUCUGUUUGCAUGUUUUUCAAUGUGUAUGUAAAUAAGUUCUGCUUUUAUGGAUUAAUUUUAAGACUAGUUGAAAACCAUCGAAGGGUCAAUGCAAAAACAAGUGGCAGAACUUUAUUUUUUUGUCGGUCAAAGUGCUUUAGAGUGUAAAAUACAGUACCUAUUUGGAAAUGA